Messenger RNA from Phragmites australis (common reed), 1152 nucleotides. Its product is annotated as B3 domain-containing protein Os03g0212300-like. The coding region runs from base 146 to 928 and encodes 260 amino acids. The record is from RefSeq and is a predicted model, not a curated record. The transcript has 4 exons. Lineage: Eukaryota; Viridiplantae; Streptophyta; Magnoliopsida; Poales; Poaceae. Gene Ontology annotation, molecular function: DNA binding.
CAGAGCUCUCUCCCUUGGAAGCUCUCUUUCUCGCCCUCUGGCCUCUGCAACAUCUCUGUGCUCUCUCCUCCAUCUCUGCCUGUUAUUCUAGACCCAAUACAGGUGGCCUUGAGGCCUUACCUUUACCUUGCCGAUCCCAGGGGCGAUGGAGCAGGGGAUGGCUGAUCUGCACCUGGGCGAGUUCGAGUUCUUCAAGAUCCUGCUCCCCGGGAUGUCCAAGAAGAAGCUGAGGCUGCCCGCUAAGUUUGCGGGGGAGCUCGGGGAACACCGGGACUCGAAGCUGCGGCUCGCUGGAGCAGGGCCCCUGUGGGACGUGGACGUCGUCUCCAGCGGCGACGGCGUGUACCUCGGCCGCAGCUGGAGACAGUUCGCCAGCGCCCACGACCUGCUGGAGGGGCACCUGCUCGUCUUACGCUACGACGGCGCCGGCGUGUCCACCGUCACCGUCUUCGACGGGAGCACGUGCCGCAAGCAAUACCCGCACACCGCCGCCAAAAUCUUCUGCCCAUCACCAGGUAGCGGAAGCAACAGCGGUGGCGCCGGCGCUGGCGGAGGCUCGCCGUCCAUCGCCGAUCCGUCGCAUCUCGCCGUGACACUGAGGCAGUGCAACCUUGGGACGAAGCAAAACCAGUACCUGAACGUGCCCGUCGAGUUCCAGGACGCGCACGGGUACGCGCGGCGGCGCCGGGUGUUGCCGCGGAUGGGCGGCCGGUCGUGGGCCGUGAACCGGAAGCGCGGCAAGCGGGUGCUCGGGGACCGCACGGAGUUCAAGUACGGGUGGCACCAGUUCUGCGUCGACAACGGCCUCGACCUCGGGGACACCUGUUUCUUCCGGGUGAUCCGCGAGGGCAGCGCCGGUGACGGCGAGGAGGAGGACGACCACGUGCUCAAGGUGGAGGUGCGCAAGGACGGCACCUUCGUCGCUUGAUCGGAUCGAUCGAUCGCUUACGUCGACCAACGCUGAUGAGUAACAAUCUAGCUAGCGAACUGCCCCUUGUGUUGUAAGAGCAAUAUAAUUGUUUGCGAGUAAGAUGAUCUCUGAUAUCCAUGCAUGCGUCACUGGGCUUGAUGGAAUCAGAUGAACAUCAUAAAAGCAAGUGCCUUGGUGAUUAAAUUCCUAAUGGUUGACGAUCUUGGCUUGGCUAUUGGUUC